AUGUCCGUACAAGGUCCAGAUAAUAUCAUCGGUUCACUUACCUUUUGUCCAGAAUGUGGCAAUUUAUUAGAUAUGGCAGGUGGCGAUGAUGAUAUUCUACUAUGCAACCAAUGUAGCUGUGCUUUUAAGACAGCUGGUAUUGAGACAACUGAAGUUGUUACUACUUCUUCAGCACGCGCUUUCCAGUCACCCCUCAAGUCAAAGCGUCACUUGGUUCAACAAAGCAAAGAAGCCAAACAAGCCAGAGCUAUUAUUAAAGAAAAAUGUCCUCAAUGUGGUCAUCCCGAAAUGGAAUAUCACACUAUGCAAUUGCGUUCUGCUGAUGAAGGUCAAACAGUAUUUUACAACUGUAAGAAGUGCGGUUAUAAAUAUUCUGUCAACAAUUAG
Messenger RNA from Gilbertella persicaria, 387 nucleotides. RefSeq lists its product as uncharacterized. The transcript has 3 exons. Gene Ontology annotation, biological process: termination of RNA polymerase I transcription; DNA-templated transcription. Gene Ontology annotation, cellular component: RNA polymerase I complex. Gene Ontology annotation, molecular function: zinc ion binding; nucleic acid binding; DNA-directed RNA polymerase activity. Bases 1 to 387 code for a protein of 128 amino acids. NCBI's taxonomy places the organism in Eukaryota, Fungi, Mucoromycota, Mucoromycetes, Mucorales, Choanephoraceae. The record is from RefSeq and is a predicted model, not a curated record.